Molecule: messenger RNA, 1620 nt
Organism: Drechmeria coniospora
Lineage: Eukaryota; Fungi; Ascomycota; Sordariomycetes; Hypocreales; Ophiocordycipitaceae
Exons: 2
Coding region: 1-1620 (539 amino acids)
Biological process (GO): transmembrane transport
Cellular component (GO): membrane
Molecular function (GO): transmembrane transporter activity
Source: RefSeq, a predicted model, not a curated record
AUGGAGGAGGAGGGCACCGGUCGCCCCGUCGGCCGCGCCGCCGACGACGCCCUGGCCUCGCUCGGCUACAAGUCGGAGCUGCCGCGCAACCUGAGCAUGAUGAGCAUCCUCGGCCUCUCCUUCGCCAUCAUGGCCGUCCCCUUUGGCAUCUCGACGACGCUCUACAUCACCCUGACCAACGGCCAGUCCGUCGCCGUCCUCUACGGCUGGGUCCUCGUCUCCGUCAUCUCCGUCUGCAUCGCCGCCUCCCUCGCCGAGAUCUGCGCCGUCUACCCGACCGCCGGCGGCGUCUACUACUGGUCCGCCAUGCUCAGCACCCGCCGCUGGGCCCCGCUCGUGAGCUUCGUCGACGGCUGGCUCACCCUCGUCGGCAACUGGACCGUCACCCUGUCCAUCAACUUCUCGGGCGCCCAGCUCAUCCUCAGCGCCAUCACCAUCUUCGACGAGGGCUACGUCGCCAACCAGUGGCAGACGGUCCUGUGCUUCUGGGCCGUCAUGGUCGUCUGCGCCCUCGUCAACGCCUUCGGCUCGCGCCACCUCGAUCUCAUCAACAAGGUCUGCAUCUACUGGACCGCCGCCGCCGUCGUCGUCAUCCUCGUCACCCUCCUCGCCAUGUCCGACGACCGCCGCGACGCCGCCUUUGUCUUUGCCCACUACGACGCCGACGCCAGCGGCUGGCCCUCGGCCUGGUCCUUUUUCGUCGGCCUGCUGCAGCCGGCCUACACCCUCACCGGUUACGGCAUGGUCGCCUCCAUGUGCGAGGAGGUCCAGAACCCCGAGCGUGAGGUGCCGAGGGCCAUCGUCCUCUCCGUCGUCGCCGCCGGCAUCACCGGCAUCAUCUACAUCAUCCCGCUGCUCUUCGUCCUCCCCGACGUCAAGAUGCUGCUCAGCGUCGCCAACUCGCAGCCCAUCGGCCUGCUCUUCAAGACCGUCACGGGCUCCGCCGCCGCCGGCUUCGUCCUGCUCUUCCUCAUCCUCGGCAUCCUCAUGUUUGCCGGCAUCGGCGCCCUGACGGCCGCCUCCCGCUGCACCUACGCCUUCGCCCGCGACGGCGCCAUCCCCGGCCACACCCUCUGGCGCCGCGUCGACUCGAGGCUCGACGUGCCGCUCUGGGCCCUGGCCCUGUCCACCGUCAUCAACUGCCUGCUCGGCUGCGUCUACUUUGGCUCCUCGGCCGCCUUCAACUCCUUCACCGGCGUCGCCACCAUCUGCCUCUCGACCUCGUACGCCGUCCCCGUCCUCGUGAGCCUCGUCCGCCGCCGCGAGGCCGUCAAGAACUCGGCCUUUCCCCUGGGGAAGCUGGGCCCCCUCGUCAACGUCGUCUGCAUCGUCUGGAUCGUCUUCGCCAUCGUCAUCUUCUGCAUGCCCGUCUCUCUCCCCGUCGACGCCAACACCAUGAACUACGCCGCCGCCGUCUUCGCCGGCUUCGCCGCCAUCGCCUUCAUCUGGUACUUUGCCUACGCCCGCGCGAACUUCAAGGGUCCGCCCAUCCUCAGGGACGACGAGACGGAUCCGGAAUUCAUCGCCGAGACGCCCGUCGGCCGGUCGACGGGCCACACCCUCGACGAUUCGGACCUUGACGUGAAGAAUGGCGCGCUUUCGGAAAUGCAAGACAAGUAA